ACUAUUGAAAGCUAUGAAAUAAUACAACACAAAAACACCCCCGACCACAAAAAAGAAAGAGAAGGAAAGGAAGAGAAAGCCCACACACAUUCUAGUUUUAAGCUACACCCUGAUCAGAGAAGAAACACAAUCAGGACAGCAUGAGGACGAUAAUUACUAUGAUGAUCAUUCUGUUCAUGACCUGUGUGGUUGCAGUGUCAGGCCACAGCAAAAUCAGGCAGAAGAGAGAUUGGAUUGUUGACUCCUUCACUAUAGAGGAAGAAAGCCCUGGCCCUUUCCCAUAUCCACUCGGCAUCAUUAAUGUGGACAGGAAAUAUUUAGUAGAAUUCAGACUCACUGGCAAGGGUGUUACUGAAAAGCCCAAAGGUGUGUUGAGUAUCGACAAAAAUACUGGUGAGGUUCUUGUGCAUAAAAAAGUUGACUACGAGCGCGAUACAUUUCUCACGCUCAAGUUUGAAGCAAUAGAUGUCGCUUCGGAAAAAGUGGACACAAGGCUCGGUGUUGAGAUCAAGGUCCAGGAUAUUAAUGAUCAUGCCCCUGUUUUUAAACCUCGUAACAGUGAAACCACACUUGAUGAGUCUUAUCCUCAAGGUAAAUCAGUUACAACAGUCUUUGCAUCAGAUGGUGAUGAUUCAUCAACCCCCAAUGGAACCUUCACAUUCAGACUUGUCUCCGCCACCCCAGAAACAGAUAAUGUUGAAUUUUAUAUAAGACAGAACAACAACAUAGGAAAUAUUUAUUUCAAAGGCUGCUUGAAUUAUGAGAAAGCACAGAAAUAUACCCUCCAAAUCGAAGCCAAAGAUCAUGGGGACAAAGUUCAGCUGUCCAGCACAAGCACAGUGGUCCUGAACAUCAUCGACCAAAACAAUCACCUCCCUGAAAUCACUGGUCACACAGGUAAUGGAACAAUAAAAGAACGAGAUAGUGGAGUGGAAGUUCUGCGCUUGAAUGUCAGUGACAAAGACAGUCCAGGUUCACCAGCCUGGAAAGCUAAAUUCACCCUUCAUGGAGAUAAGGAAAACUAUUUUAAAAUCCAAACCGACCCCAACACUAAUGAAGGAAUCCUGACUGUUGUAAAGGCAAUGGAUUAUGAGAAGCAAACUUCAAAAAAUGUGUCAAUCAGUGUGGAAAAUGAAGUGCCCUACUUCUUCUGUAAGGUGAAAAAACGUCCUCCGCAAAGUUUAUGGGACAUAGAGACUUCUGCUGAAGGGUCCAGCACAGGUGCACCUAAGCGUUACCCAGUCACAAUUUUUGUUGAGGACAUCAACGAACCACCAAAAUUUGUACCACCUAUUCAAGUAACAAUGAUCAGGGAGAAUACAAAAGUAGGAACCUCCUUUUACACCCUUACAGCCAUCGACCCAGAUGUGUCAUCUGGAGGUUUAUUUCACUUUGUGAAAAGAGAAGAUAAAGAUAACUGGGUGACUGUAGAUCCAAAAACUGGCAAAGUUUCUGUGGCCAAGCUUAUGGACAGAGAAUCACCAUUUGUGAACAACAGUGGCUACAGUGUCAUCAUGCAUGCUGUGGAAAAUGCUCAACCUUCACUAACAGGUACAGGGACGCUGGUCAUCCAUCUUUUAGAUGAGAAUGAUAAUGUACCACUGUUGGCAGUGAACAAAGCAAAUAUGUGUUUGUCAGACAAGGAAACCAAGACUAACAUCACUGCUGUAGAUCUGGAUCUUCAACCAUACAGUGCACCAUUCCACUACGAGCUCCUGGGAGAUGUCAAGGGAAAAUGGAGAAUCGAACCAAACUCUGGCACAACUGUGAACCUAAUCCGAGAGAAGAACGUCUAUUCAGGCCCUUAUGAGUUUCAGGUCAAAAUAUCCGACAGCCAGGGCUUUGGUUUAGUCCAAAACCUGUCCGUCACUGUGUGUAACUGCAGCAUCACACCCAGCUGCGAUGUUCGCAGAUACAUGACUGCAGGGCUGAGCCUUACUGCCAUUGGGAUCAUAAUCUUUGCUUUGUUGUUACUGCUAGUGUCUCUUCUGGUGGCUUUUUUAAUAUCCUGCAAAGAGAAGAAAUUUAUUAUCUCAACUGAUGAGGCUGCUGACAGUUAUCUUCUUAAAUAUAACACUGAGGCACCUGGCACUGACCAGAAGGUGCCAAAUAAAAUAACCCAAAUGGGCAUGAGCGAGAACAGUGUGAAAACUUAUAAUUCUCGAGGAGCUCAAAAUGGAAUUUCCACACCGGAGUCAGUGCUUCACAAGGUACAGGUUUCCCAUCAAAGAUUUGCAACAUCAACUGAACAAAAUAUGAGCAGGAGAACUCUCCAAAGGAGUUCAACACAACGGUCAUACCAGGAGAUCAAGCAGUAUGAUGCGAUGGGCACAAUGAGCAGAAAGUACUCUACCUACUCCUCAGAUGUCUCUCUGAGACAUAAACUGUCCUUUCUGCUUGAGCAGCGUCUCCUCCAAGUUGAAACGCAAGAGGACCUAUGCGAUUAUGAGCCACACUGCUAUGCAAACGAAGGAGAAUCUGAGACAGAUGAUGACCUCGAUACCAGCUCAAUUUUGGAGAUAGAUUUUGAUCCAGACAUCCUUACAAAUUUAGAUUUCCGAUUCAAGGAUUUGGCAACAGUGUGCAGGCCUGAUCUGUCAUAGUUUGAGUAAAAACCUAAACACUAAUAAUCAGUAAAUGUUUUUGCUCACCCUUUGAGAGAAGCUUAUGGUUUUGGUGUAUGCUUACAUGACACUGAGAUAUGCAGGUGAUCCUGAUUUAGCAUACCUAUCUCAUGGAUGGAUCGAUGGACAAUGUGAUUAUGUUCUACUAGGUUACUUGCAGGAAGAGAGAAAAUAUUUAGAGAGAAAAUAAAACUGAUGUGGGUUUACAUGGUUCUCUGCAUUGAGAAUGGUUAAAGUGAUAGGGGUCGAAUGAUUCAAGCUCAAGCAAAAAGGACUUUAUUUGUAAAAAAAAUCUCCCCUGUUUAAUCUACUGUUGUUUAAGCUGUCCUGGUGGGGAAAAUGGAUUUGUUCCAAGCUUAGGUCACUACCUGUGUGGAGUUUCAUAUGUUCUCCUUGUGUCUAUGAGGAUUUCCUCCAGGUUGUCCAGUUUCCUUCCACCUCUUUAAAACAUACAUAUAUGGCUACUCAACAUUAGUUCUAGGUUUGGAUAAGAGUGUGUGUGUGUGUGUGUGUGUGUGUGUGUGUGUCUGUGUACACACUGAUAUCCCACCCAGGGUGUAUCCCCUUUGGACAUAAUGUGUACAAUUGUACACACGAAGUUCCAGAGCAUUUUAGUUCCAUAGCAUUUUUCCUUGUGUCCAAAGGGGGUAUGCCUGACUUCAGGAGCGAUUUCUCAGAGACAACAAGGGAAGCCGAGCUUCCCCUAAAAUUCUCUCCCCAAACUGCGGCAUCUAUGACGUUGAAUUCUCAUUAAAACAAUAACUUGCAUAACAUAAUAUAUGCCCAAGAUUGUAUUUACGUUCAUAACUAUCCUGUAACUUAUUUGAGUGAUGUCUGACGAACUUGCAGUUCGCUACGAGAAUCACCUUUGCUGCCAGGCUGUAACCAGCAUUGCCAGAUACUGCUGACAUUUUCCAGCCAAAAUAUGUUCAAAACCCACCAAAAUGCACUUAAAACCACCCAAUCUGGCAACACUGGCUGUAACCUUUCUUAUUUCAAUGGGCUCUAUGGACUGGCAGCCGGGUAUCCGUUGCAGUCUAUGAGACGGCUCUGAACAGCCAAUUUCGGCUAGUUGUUAUUGGUUAAAAUUGACAAAAUCGUCACUUCCAGGGAAGCCGGGCUUCUCUGGGACUAAACGAGACAGUGGGAGGGGCAAGAAGCCGGGCUGAUGAACGAUUAUUGGAGGUAGUGUUUGAAAGACAUGAGGAGGGCAGGCUCUGUACUUCGGCCUCGGCGAGGAACACGGCAGCAUGAUCAGUCCCUAGCGGAUGUCGAGAAAGUGUAGUCGUGUGCCAAAGUGCUGUCCGAAUUUCUUUUCAUAUAAACGUUUCUUCUCAUUGAUGUCUCUGUACAUUACUCUGUAAAUAAAUGUAAAUAUUACGCGUUGUGCUCCAUUAACUUUCAUCUAUUCUAUCAGUUUGAUCAUUCGCGAAUUCACUCGUUUAUUUCAUUUGUAGUUCAAUCUGGUUGUAGGCUAGCUUGAGCCUUAUUGGGAUCUGCAGUGCUAGCUGCUAACAGAAAUUGGUGAAGUCUCUGGAAAGCACAACCAGCUAGUAUGACAGGGUCACAGACCAUUUUCUGGAAAAGGAGCAGAGGGCAGAAUUUGUGCAUAAAUAGUGUGCAUCAUAUAAUGUUCAUGAAUCUGAAGUGUGUAUAUUGUUCAGUAAUGUUAAGAGAAUGGUGGGCUCUGUGUUAUAGGUUAUACCUGGGUAUAAUAUUCAAGGUUCUGUGUGUUGCAUAGCCUACCUGGUUAUGAAUUUCCAGACUGUGUUGCAGAAGAUGUUCAAGGAUGUGUUACACAGCUGGGUGUUGUGUUAAAGACUCUGUGUUGCAUAUCAGGGUAUGAUGUUCAAGGCUCUUCGUUGAAUAGCCAGUGAUUUUUGGAUGUUUGAUAUUUUUGAUUAAGGAUAUGAGGCACUAGCCUGGCAAGCCAGACUAUAACAUGAAAUGUACAAGCAAAAAUACUUUCUGCCACUAGGUAGGGUUGUCUAGUUCACUAUGCUAAUGGGGCACACCUUUCUAUGCUUUGAUAUCCGGCCUACAGGUUUUACGAUGAAUACGUAAAAUGGGCUUCCCGUUUUAAAAACCAGCAGCCGCCACUGCCUGACUUGCUUCUGGUGUUUCUGGUAUAGGUUGUGGAUCCACUGAGGGUAAAGGACUUACUGAAGAAAAAUGAAUGCUUAAGAAUGAAUGAAAAAUGGGAGCAAUAUUUUUGAAAGCUGUUUUAGAGAAGAUAAUUUUGGGUGCAGUUAUAAUGGCUUUUGUAAAGUUCUACAUUAGGAGUUAGUAGAAGAUUUUAAACUCAAAGGACUCAGACUCUUGGGAAAGACCAAAGAAUUUACUUGA
Neoarius graeffei (lesser salmon catfish) is the source of this 4970-nucleotide messenger RNA. Its product is annotated as cadherin-like protein 26. The record is from RefSeq and is a predicted model, not a curated record. Bases 141 to 2603 code for a protein of 820 amino acids. Gene Ontology annotation, molecular function: calcium ion binding; cadherin binding. The transcript has 17 exons. Gene Ontology annotation, cellular component: adherens junction; plasma membrane; catenin complex. Lineage: Eukaryota; Metazoa; Chordata; Actinopteri; Siluriformes; Ariidae. Gene Ontology annotation, biological process: adherens junction organization; cell-cell junction assembly; cell morphogenesis.